GACCGCGAGACCCGUGGGGGCCAGUGGCAGCCCAGGCGCUGCGCAGAAGCUCUGGCGAGGUAUUUCCUUUGCGGCAAAGAAGUCCUCGCUGGGUGUCCCUGGCCAUAGACCCUGUGUUGGGGACCUUCAGGAAGAGCCAUGGCGUCAGCCACAAGCAGCAAGAAGAUGAGGGAGGAGGCCACCUGCUCCAUCUGCCUGAACCUCAUGGCCGAACCCAUGAGCAUCAGCUGCGGACACAGCUACUGCCAGGCCUGCAUCCUGCACUUCCUGGACAACCAGCCCCUCCUGCUGCCACGGCCGGUGGUCUCGUGCCCCCAGUGCCGCGCCCCGUUCCAGCGAGGCAGCCUGCGGCCCAACAAGCAGCUGGGCAGCCUCAUCGAAGCCCUCAGGGAGAUGGACUGCGACAUGUCCUGUGAGGAGCACGGGGAGCGGCUCCAGCUGUUCUGCGAGGACGAGGGCCAGCUCAUCUGCUGGCGCUGCGAGCGGGCCCCUCAGCACCGAGGGCACAGCACGGUGCUCGUGGAGGACGCGUGCCCUGGCUACAAGGAAAAGCUCCAGAAGGCCGUGACAAGAUUGAGGCAACUGGGAGAGGAAUGCAUGAACCAGAACGCAUUCACGAGGAAGCAAAUAGCCAAAUGGCAUGAGAAGAUAAAUAUUAAGAGGCAGAAGAUCCAGUCUGACUUCAAGAAUCUGCAGAGCUUCCUGAAAGAGGAGGAGAGGUCUUACCUGUGGAGGCUGGAGAGGGAGAAGGAGCAGACCCUGGGGAGGCUCACGGACAGCGAGGCCAAGCUGAGGCAGAAGAGCCAGCAGCUGGAGAGCCACAUCCUGGAGCUGGAGGAGAGGUGCCAGGGCUCCGCGCAGAAGCUGCUGCAGGAUGUGAAGGCCACUGUGAGCAGGAGUCAGGCGGUGCAGCUGGACGCCCCGGAGGCCCUGUCCUUGGAGGUGCACACCUCGUGCGACGUCCCGAAGCUUUACUUCGAUGUGAAGAAGCUGUUAAGGAGCUACCAAGUCAGCGUGGUUCUGGAUCCCGACACGGCGCAUCGUGAGCUCAUUGUGUCUGAGGACCAGAGACAAGUGACUCGGGGCUGCCCCCAGGAAAAUCUGGACAUGUCGCCUAGGAGGUUCACCGCCGCACCCUGCAUCCUGGGCUCCGGGAGCUUCACCUCAGGGCGGCACUACUUCGAGGUGGACGUGGGAGAAGGGACAGGGUGGGACCUCGGCGUCUGCAUGGAAAGCGUGCGGAGGGACGCGGGCCUGAGGCAGGAGCCCCAGGCCGGCUUCUGGGCCCUCCGGCUGUGCGCCAAGGACGGCUACGUGGCGCUGACCUGGCCCCGCACGCCCCUGUACCUGGAGGAGCAGCCCCUGGUGGUGGGGGUUCUGCUGGACUGUGAGGCCGGAGCCGUGUCCUUCUACAACAUGACCACGGGCGCCCACAUCUUCACCUUCCCCAAGGCCGCCUUCUCCGACGUGCUGCGGCCCUAUUUCCAGGUCUACCCGUACUCCCCCCUGUUCCUGCCGCCGCCGGGGGAGUGAGGCGGGCGCGGCGCCCUGGGCGGAGCCGGCACAGAGAAGCUGCGCGAAGCCCUGUGAGCAGGGCUUCGCGGUCUUCCCCGCUGACUCCCUGCGCAGUGCCGGGCCCUUUGUUAGUGGGUCCUUGAUAAAUCCGCCUGGAGAGAAGGGCUAUGAGGACUGAGAGCGCCACCUAUGGGCAGGCUGGGCCUUGGCCUCUGUCUGCAGCCCCCUGCAGCGGAGUCAGAGCUUGGGUUUCCGCGAGUCCGAGUCCGGGGCUGACGCCCAGGUCAGGAGGUCCGCGUGCUCCCACUGUUUUUUUAACUCUCGCUCGAGGACAUGCUUGUUGACGUGUUUUUAGAGAAAGGGGAAGGGAAGGGGGGAGAGGGAGGGAAACAUCAGUCGGUUGCCUGUUGGAUGUGCCCCACCCAAGGGCUGCACCCACAACCCAGGCACGUGCCCUGCCCAGGGAUCGCACCUGCCAUUUUUGGGAUUUACUUCCGCUUUACAGUGUGACCCUCCAGCCGACUGAGCCGCUCCGCCAGGGCCGGCCAGGGUGCUCGACGCAGUGGGAACUCGUGUGCGGAGCAGCGGCCGCCGGCGUUCCUGCUCACUGCGCGAAAGGGCAGCAGAACCGGAGCUGCGGUGAGUCUGGUGGCUGCCGACACGUCGGUCACUCUGAGCCCCGGCCCUGGGAGACAGAGUGAGUGCAGAGGCCGUCGGACGGCUGAGCUCUGCCCAGACCAUCGCCAAGCACAGACUGAGAGCGGGCGGAGGACUGGCCGGCGGGGAGGCUGGAGGGAGGAGGACCGGGACAGGCCUCCGUCCUGCGAAAGGAGUGGACAUUUUCCAGAACGUGCGAGUGCCCGCUCUCCUGGGACGUUUUCACAUCUCAGUAAAUAGGCGUUGCUGGCAUGAUGGCUGGUGGUCCCGACGCCGCCUGAGGUAGGAGCAGAUCUCGCAGGGUAGGGGUUUGGUCCCACCCACCUCAGGCGCCGGUCACAAGCCCAGGUCAUCACCUUGCGAACCUGACGGCUAAAUAUUGAGGUCCCCAUGACGCCCUCUUCAGAGUCAUCAUUUGCUAGAACAGCUCACAGAUCGCAGAGAAAUGCGUUGUUUAGUGGUCUGUCAUACACUAAAGGGUAUGAUAAAGGAGACAGAGGAGCAACCAGACAAAAAGACACACAAGAUGAGAGCCAGAAGGGGCCCCCGCAGGAGGCGUCCGCCCCUGUGGCGCUGGGAGUGCCAGCCUCCCGGCACGUGCUGGGUCCACGAGCAGCAGCUCAGUCUUACACUUUCGGGAUUUUACUGGCGGCUCCAUCAUGUGGGCAUGGCCAACCAUUAACUUAAUCUGCAGUUCCUCCUGCCUCCCCAGAGGGUGGGGCUGGGGCUCAGUGUCCCAGACUUCUAAUCCCAUUAGUCUUUCUGGUGACCAGCCCCUGUCCAGGAGACCAGAGUGGCCCCAUUAGGAAAAAAGAUCCCUCAUCAGCCCGGAAAUCCAAGGGACGUGGAAGCUCUGUGUCAGGAGUUUUGGUCAAAGACGUGUUUAUUAGAAGAAAACAUGCUUCCUGUGCUUUUACCACUCAGGGUAUUUCCAGGGACUCAGGACCUCCGUGCCAGGAACUGGGGGCAGAGGCCUAUAUGUAUAUUUUCCAGU
Messenger RNA from Pteronotus mesoamericanus, 3166 nucleotides. It is a transcript of the gene TRIM38, whose product is annotated as tripartite motif containing 38. Gene Ontology annotation, molecular function: ubiquitin protein ligase activity; protein kinase binding; zinc ion binding. The record is from RefSeq and is a predicted model, not a curated record. Bases 139 to 1533 code for a protein of 464 amino acids. Gene Ontology annotation, cellular component: nucleoplasm; cytoplasm; cytosol. NCBI's taxonomy places the organism in Eukaryota, Metazoa, Chordata, Mammalia, Chiroptera, Mormoopidae. The transcript has 6 exons. Gene Ontology annotation, biological process: positive regulation of autophagy; regulation of protein localization; regulation of viral entry into host cell.